GAUCUUAAGGCUGAAAUAACCAGUCAUCAGCCAUAUGUUGACAUUCUGAACCAUCAGUCUGUGGAGGGGACGGGAUCAGUGAAUGAACCCACCAAUCGCAAUGAGCACAUCCUGUUUGCUGAGCAGCUGGGAGCUCUCAAUCUGAGUUGGCUUAUUCUACAGGUCAAAAUUGACAGCAUGAUUCAUGAUGUUGAGUACCAAUGGCAGACCUGCAUGGACAGAGAAAAGCGUUUGUACUGUAUGCACAGCUGGAUCUCUCAAUGUAUGGAAUGGGUGAAAAACAGCUGGCGACCAGAGAGCUGCUCACAGAUUGAGCAAAUGUUACAGGAGUGUGAGGAGACAGAGGAAAGGCUGCAGGUGAAGUCCUCUGAGCUGAAGGCUUUGGGAGCUCUUCACCUGUUCAGGCAGCAGGACGGUGAACAUCCUGGAGAUCAAGCAUUCUCCAAACAGGUGAAUUCAGCCAUCCAGGACUGCCAAGCUUUGAGUCAACAG
Molecule: messenger RNA, 492 nt
Organism: Sinocyclocheilus rhinocerous
Lineage: Eukaryota; Metazoa; Chordata; Actinopteri; Cypriniformes; Cyprinidae
Product: nesprin-1-like
Exons: 3
Source: RefSeq, a predicted model, not a curated record